Messenger RNA from Oryzias latipes (Japanese medaka), 2136 nucleotides. NCBI's taxonomy places the organism in Eukaryota, Metazoa, Chordata, Actinopteri, Beloniformes, Adrianichthyidae. The record is from RefSeq and is a predicted model, not a curated record.
AUGGUAGACCUGACAAAUCACGUCCUGACUCCCAGCAUAGUUCCAGUUUAUGAAUACCGUUUGGAAAUUAAGCUCAUCCUAAAUGACCUAACACAGUUAAGAAGCACUUUUGGAAACCUCACUUUGCCUCUUCAAAUCCACUCCAAUGAGAAAAUCAUAGACGCUGACAUUACCACAGUUUGUUCUCCCAGCAAUGAUGGCUAUGAGUGCAGAUGUGAGCGUAACUACCUGUGGCCGUGUGACAAGUGCGCCAUCUACGGGAAAUGCAAUGACGGAGACAAAUGUGGAUGCAUUAAAACUGUUCCCACAGAUGGACAGUUCUGUCAAUCAGAGCUCAAUAUUCCAGUUUAUGAAUACCGUUUGGAAAUUAAGCUCAACCUAAAUAACCUAACACAGUUAAGAAGCACUUUUGGAAACCUCACUUUGCCUCUUCAAAUCCACUCCAAUGAGAAAAUCAUAGACGCUGACAUUACCACAGUUUGUUCUCCCAGCAAUGAUGGCUAUGAGUGCAGAUGUGAGCGUAACUACCUGUGGCCGUGUGACAAGUGCGCCAUCUACGGGAAAUGCAAUGACGGAGACAAAUGUGGAUGCAUUAAAACUCUUCCCACAGAUGGACAGUUCUGUCAAUCAGAGCUCAAUAGUGUCGUCAGUAAAGAUGUGAUGGAGAAUGUCCUGCAAACUGUUGAUGUCCUUAUUGGAAAUGAUGCAAAACCAUCCUGGUCUUUUCUUAAUUCCAACAUGAGUCAGAAUGCCAGUUCACAACUGCUGGGUUCACUAGAGUCCCUUUCAAAUAGACUAAAUGACUCAUUUGAAAUCAGCACCCCACUUAUCACGAUGGUUAGAACCGAAUUUAGUUCAAGUUUUGCAAAAGAUCUAAACUCUACUGUUUCCAUUGAAAUUCCUUUCAACAACAGCCUCAGUGCAAACAUCACCACCAUUCUUCUGUCCACUUUUAAUAAUGUUAUACCCCCACGAAACUCAUCAUCCAACAGCAGCCUCCUCAAUAACACCAGCAAUCCUGCGGAUGGGUCUCCUGGUACCAACUCGGUUUUCCUUGUUAAAAUAGAUAAAAUUAUUAGAAAUGUCACCCUUAAGUUCAAAAAGAUCAAUGAAACCUUGCCUCUGAACAGAUCAUUCCAGUGUGUCUUCUGGAAUUUUAAACUAGUAAAUAACACUGGUGCCUGGGAUGAUGAAGGUUGCAAGUUUGUUUCUAGAAUUAAUGACACAGUAACCUGCAACUGCACCCACCUUACAUCCUUCUCGAUUCUCAUGGCAACAAGCAUCCCUGAAGAUAAAAGAGACAUCCUGGACAUAAUCACCUACAUUGGAGUUGGAAUAUCUCUGGCAAGCCUCGUCAUAUGUCUCAUCAUUGAGGGAUAUGUAUGGAAAGCUGUCACCAAAAACAGCACUGCCUUGAUGCGUCACAUCUCUAUUGUUAACACAGCCCUGUCUCUGUUGAUCGCAGACAUUUGUUUCAUCAUUGCAGCCUCUUACUCACAGAAGGCCCUUGAUAACAAAGAUGGAGACUUUAAAGUUCUGAUUGGACAGUGCAGUGCAGUGACAUUUUUUAUGCACUUCUUCUACCUUGCUCUGUUCUUCUGGAUGCUCGUAUCAGGCCUUCUGCUCCUCUACAGGACACUGAUGGUUUUAUCCCACAUGAAAAAGUCCACCAUGAUAGCUAUGGGCUUUGUUAUAGGCUAUGGUUGCCCCCUGAUUAUUGCUGUUACCACUGUUGCUGCUACAGCACCAAGUCAAACAUACUUCAGGAAAAAUUACAUUUGCUGGCUUAACUGGACUGAGUCUAAAGCCCUUCUGUCAUUGGUCAUUCCAGCCUUGGUUAUAGUUGUGAUCAACAUUAUAGUUGUAAUUGUGGUUUUAUGCAAAAUGAUGAGAAGAACUUCAGCAAACACCAUCCAGCCGAAUGAGAAGAACAGCUUUGUAGUUAUUCUAAGAUGUCUGGCCAUCCUGACACCUUUAUUUGGACUGACUUGGGCCCUGGGGAUUGGAACCAUGGUUUCACCAAGAAGAAAAGAAAUCCACUUAGCCUUUGCAUUCUUUAACUCACUGCAGGUAUUUACAAUCAUUAAGACACAAGACACAAAUUUUUACAGACUUUUAAACUUUUUUGUCUUUUAA